Micromonas pusilla CCMP1545 is the source of this 1350-nucleotide messenger RNA. RefSeq lists its product as uncharacterized. The record is from RefSeq and is a predicted model, not a curated record. The transcript has a single exon. Lineage: Eukaryota; Viridiplantae; Chlorophyta; Mamiellophyceae; Mamiellales; Mamiellaceae. The coding region runs from base 1 to 1350 and encodes 449 amino acids.
AUGCCGAAGCGCAAAGCGUCCGCGGCGGAGUCCGCGGCGGCGGCGCCUCCCGCGCCUCCCCCCGAUACCGACGACGACGGCGGCGACGUCGCGUCGUGGGGCCAUCGCGAAUGCGUCGCGUGGCUCUCGACGCUCCCAGAUGAGCUCGGCGUGAACGUGAAAGGAUUCGCGCGCGCGUGCGAGGGCGGCCAGAUCACGGGCGCGCAGCUGCUGUACGCGAGCGAGUCCACGCGAGAGCUUCGCGACAGCCUCGGUUUGAAGUCGCCGUCGAAGCGCGUGUGGUUCGAGCGGUUCCUCGCGGAGGCGAACGAAGGCGGCGGCGUGGACGACGACGACGAGGACGAGGAGGACGAGGACGACGAUGUCAACGUCAGUUCCUCGGACGACGGAGACGACGACGACGACGGCGGCUCGUCGGGGGACGACGCGCGAGGGUCCGCGCCCCCGACCGCUGGUCCAGCGUCCAAGCUAACGCGCGCGGCGCUCGACGAGACCGCGCGCGCGGCGCUCGACGCGCUCGACGCGGCGCCGCCGGGCGCGGCCGGGGGACUGUUUAGCGACGAGUGGCUGCGGAGAGUCGCGCCGUGCUUCGACGCGACGAUGGGCGCGGAGAACUUGGGCACGUUUCUGUACGGGCUGGUUCGGUUCUUGAAGCCACAAUCCAUUCUCGAGAUCGGCGGCGGGUACACCUCCGUGUUCAUGCUGCAAGCGUUGGCGGAUAAUGAUUUGGAGAUGGAGGCGACGAAGUCGAAGAUGGACGUCGACGGCGUCGUCUCGGGAUUGCCGCCGGAUUGGUACGGGAACAAAGGGUUGCGUGUACACGAAUGGUUUAAGUUAAGGCGACACUACUAUGGGGAGAACCCAACGCUGCAUUGCGUGGACGACAUGAGCCAUUCGCACUGCACCGCCAGGUCGGUGAUGCGUGUCGCGAAGUCUCUCUGUCUGGACAAGCAUUUGAAUGUGCACGUGAAAAACGCGUGGCGGAAAGGGCCAGUGUUAGAGAAAAUAGUUUUCGCUGACCUCCUGUGGGUGGACUUUGGCGUCGGCAAUCGACUGAGUGAGUUCCUGGAGAUGUACUGGAAGUGCCUGCAUAAUGGAUCAUACAUCGUGAUUCACUCCACGGUGACGAACAAAGUGACGCGCGAGUGGUUGGAGCGCGUCCGAAAGUUGAAUGGCGGCGAGGGGAGCGUUUUCCCGAGCUUCGGGAAGAAAGGCUCGUCGACCGAGGGCCAACGGGUGCAUCACGUGUCGUUCUGGGAGCCGCACAAGUCAUACCAGAACUCGUUCACGGUGCUACAGAAGCGGGUCGAGGGUCUGACCCCUGAACCCAUUUACUCGGAACACGCGUAG